Messenger RNA from Aspergillus lentulus, 1437 nucleotides. RefSeq names its product MFS transporter. Lineage: Eukaryota; Fungi; Ascomycota; Eurotiomycetes; Eurotiales; Aspergillaceae. Gene Ontology annotation, biological process: transmembrane transport. Gene Ontology annotation, molecular function: transmembrane transporter activity. The record is from RefSeq and is a predicted model, not a curated record.
AUGGUAUCGAACGCAGUCUCGACGAGGUUGUCGCCAUCAUGGCGCUCUUCCCGAUGGUUUAUCCUCACCGUCGUGUCCGUUUCUUACAUGACGACGCUGUUUCUCUAUGGCAUGAUCGUCCCCAUUAUGCCAUCCGCCCUGGUCGCUCGCGCGGGGGUGCUGCCGCAAGAUAAGGUCUACUGGACCAGUAUUAUGCUCGUCGCGGAAACAGCUGCAGCAUUUUUCACCUGCCCCGUUUUUGGUUACUGGGUUGACCGAACGGGGAGGCGCAAAGUUCCUUUCCUUGCGGGUCUCGUUCUACUCGCUGCGUCAAUGUGCCUUUUCACAGUUGCACGAUCUGUAGCAACGUACAUCAUUGCUCGACUCUUGCAAGGCGCAUCUGCCGCCAUGGUUGAGGUCGCCGGUCUGGCACUUUUGAAGGAUGUGGUCGGAAAACAAGGUCUCGGGGAGGCCUUGGGAUAUAUGGGAACAGGAAGUAUGGUCGGACUUAUGGCGGGCCCACCCAUGGGAGGCCUCCUAAACAAGGUUGGGGGAUACUAUGCUGUUUGUGCCCUGGGGUUUGCUAUUGUCGCUGUGGAUGCGGCACUGCGUUUGGCUGUAUUGGAGAAGGGCGAGGUAGAGGAGCGCGGCAUCAAUUCUGCCCAGUACAGUGCUAUUCCUUCGACAGAUCCAGAAGACCAAGACGCGGCUUCGGGUGUAAACACAGCCCAUCCACCGUCAGGCUCAAAUGCGCAACGGGGCGUCGCUUUUGCCUCGCUGGAAUUGCUGAAGCAACCGCGAGUUGCAAUCACGCUUUGGGCACUCGUGGUUGAUGGAAUUAUUAUCGGUGCUUUUGACGCGACCGUGCCCAGCUUUGUGGAAAAAUUGUUCGGAUGGGACUCGUUCGCAGCCGGCCUCAUCUUCCUCGUCAUGGCGGCACCGUCGCUUUUAGAGCCGCUGUUUGGAAGGCUGUGCGACCGUUUUGGGGUCCGCAUCAUGGCAGUCAUUGGAUAUUCAUUGCUGACGCCUUCAUUGGUUUGUCUUCGGUUUGUGAGCCAUGACUCCGUCUCCCAGAAGAUUCUUUUCGGCGUGUUGGUUGCUUUCUGCGGCAUCUCCCCCGAUCUCGGGCAGCCGGGAUUGUACGUCGAGUCACAGAUGGUAAUCGAAGAGAUGGAACAGCAGUCCCCUGGAAUUUUCGGUGAGAAAGGGGCGGUUGCUCAGGCCUUUGGUCUGCAAACCAUGGCUAACUACGCUGGCCUGGCCAUUGGCCCCAUCCUGGGUGAAGCUCUGUUUGACAACUAUGGCUGGAAAGCGAUGGCUUUGGCCUUGGGGGCACUGUCUGCAGCGACGGUAGUGCCCUCCUUUUGGUUAAGUAAUCGGACCUACGGCCAUGAGACUGAGGAGACGGAAGAGCAACACCUGACAGUAGCAGCACCGUCCCCCUAUGGGACCCUUUAA